AUGGUGCUCGCGCAAGACAUCGAUCUCCUGAACCCGCCCGCCGCGCUCGAGGCGGGCAAGCACAAGCUCAAGCGAUUGGUUCAAUCGCCGAACUCGUUCUUCAUGGACGUCAAGUGCCAGGGUUGCUUCAAUAUCACUACGGUGUUCUCGCACUCUCAAACUGUCGUUCUCUGCGGCUCGUGCUCGGCGGUGCUCUGCCAGCCGACUGGUGGUAAGGCCCGACUCACCGAGGGUUGCUCGUUCCGACGCAAGGGCGAUUAA
Ostreococcus tauri is the source of this 261-nucleotide messenger RNA. RefSeq names its product Ribosomal protein S27e, zinc-binding domain. The transcript is spliced from 2 exons. Gene Ontology annotation, cellular component: ribosome; cytosolic small ribosomal subunit. Lineage: Eukaryota; Viridiplantae; Chlorophyta; Mamiellophyceae; Mamiellales; Bathycoccaceae. Gene Ontology annotation, biological process: ribosomal small subunit assembly; translation. Gene Ontology annotation, molecular function: structural constituent of ribosome; RNA binding. The record is from RefSeq and is a predicted model, not a curated record. The coding region runs from base 1 to 261 and encodes 86 amino acids.